GCAUGCGGCAUGCCUGGCUGGCGGCCGUCGUGUGGCUUGCCGCUGCGCUGCCCGACCAGCUGGAGGACAACAGGGCGCUGCUACCGGGCGUCCCAUGCGACGAGUGGGACGCCUCCACGGGCACCUGCUUCUUCCGGCGACAGGUGGGCGACACGGUGACACUGUGGCUGCGCAGUGCCGGUACGGGAGUCGGUCGUGUCACGUGGCGGCGGCGCUACCGUGCGCUGGACGGGUCGUCGUCCCGCGACGCCGUGGUCGAAUUGCGACCUGACACGGCGCCGUGGAACGUGGCCAUCGGUGCCGGCGAGCUACGCAUUUCACCCAUCACCGACUCGGACCUGGAGCCCAACAGCUGGGAGGCCUUUGCGGGACCCCUGGGCAACCUCAGUUUCCGGCUCGAGCUGCUGCCCGUCGACCUGGGGCCCGUGUUCCGAGGCGACCAGCUCACCGUCAACCUCGAACACUUCCUCACGCUGCCGCUCGAGUCGCUUUACUUCCGAUGGGACUGGGACUACCAGCCGCUGGCCACCAACAUGCGGGUGAGCCGGUCGGGCCGCUCCCUGCGCAUCACGGGCCUGCGGCGCAGCCAGGGAGGCUUGCUCGCCUGCUCCGUGUACUCGUCGACGGGCCUGCUGGUGGCACGUCGUCGCUUCAGGCUUCGAGAACCGAUCGAAGAACCCCUGCCCGAACUGCAGAGCCCGUUCCUACUGCAGCAGCAAACCGGCGGUCGCGUCAAGCGCGGCGUACUCCAAGCCGACACCACCGACAGUCGACUACUCGCGCCUUGCACCAGGCACACGCAGUGCGGACUGCAUGCCUCGUGUCGUGCGCGCUACUGCGUGUGCGGCGCCGGAUACGUGGGCAACGGGCUAUUCUGCUGGGAGGCCACCGCUGCCGCGGGCGGUGGAUAGGCCUUUGGUUUCGCUUCAACUCGCGUGGCAUCAGCCAUGUCGCCAUCGGCAUCACGGGCGGCAAUCCGUGCUCGGCCGUUGCAAUCUAAGCCAA
This is a messenger RNA of Rhipicephalus sanguineus (brown dog tick), 1005 nucleotides long. RefSeq lists its product as uncharacterized. The record is from RefSeq and is a predicted model, not a curated record. The transcript has 3 exons. The coding region runs from base 3 to 911 and encodes 302 amino acids. NCBI's taxonomy places the organism in Eukaryota, Metazoa, Arthropoda, Arachnida, Ixodida, Ixodidae.